AUGAUGCUCAGUCGCUUUCCUCUUCGCAUGACAUCUGGGAGCUCCCAGAGAGCAAGUAGUAUUGGUCCUGGACCACAAGGGCCCGGCUUGGCCCCACCCCAGUCUGAUGUCAGACCUCGUUCUCGCUCAAUGCUCGGGUCUGAUGCAGGCUUGUCAACCCACUCUGGUCCUUCAAGUCGCAGGCUACCCAGCUCAAACUCUCAGCCACGGGUGACCCACAGGCACAGCAGUUCAAACCACGAACAGAUUUCUGUUCCGGGAACUCCCCAGGUUUUCCCUCCGGGCCCACUGACACGCCCAUCUUCUCCAUCUGAAUCGUCCGAUCUUGACGAGUCUAUCACUCUGGGUAUUCGGCGCCGUAGGGACUCCAGCAACGACAUAAUUCAACUCACCCCCAGACGCACCAAGUGUUUGAAAACGCACGCACAGAAGCUUGCCAGUGAUCGUGGAAUACCAUUGCAGAAGUUACUUGCAUUUAUUGAGAAUGGUGAUUUAUUUAUCAUGCUUCUUGAGCUGAGGGCCGGUCAGAUUGAACGAGAAGAAGGGACUGAAGCAAACGCUAUACAGGAACUAGAGAAACUCAUUUCUUUGAAGGACUUCGAGAGCGCACUAAAGAGUCGUCUUACCGCCUGUAUGCUGUCCCCUAACCUGACUGCAUAUGUGACCGACACCCAACAACAUGUCAUGGAAUUUAUUCAAGGGCACACUGAACUUUUCAAGAUCUCUGAGGGCCUCUUUGAUGACAACGAGUUGCGUACACAAUUGGGUAAAUUGGUCACGCGGCUUUUGGCGACCAUCCGUGGCCAGAUCAAGACUGCAUUAACCACAUCGAUCAUCAAGAGAUUGAGUAUUAUGGACGCCCUCAAGCCCCUUAUACACAGUGGUAUGGAAGUUGAUUCUUCGCACUGGACUAGAUUUGCAUUUUUGCGGCGCUGUCUCCGCAUUUUCUUAAUCGGAGUUCAUGAUCAUGAAAAGCUCUCCCUCCAGGAUCUUUUCUCCCCCUACCUCAUUGCCUCGCUUUACCCAGACCUCCAACAGCACAUUGAGAUAACACUCAAAGUUGAUCUAGUUCAGCUGGCGCAGGAACUCCAGGAUGGCACAGCCCACGCCUCUGGCAGUGGGAAUCAAAAUGGAACCCCUAGUGCCCACCAAGGUACCAACGACACCACCCACGAGGAUGCGAGCCAAGCCAAAAGCGCAGUCGAUUUAGGAGACAAAUCUGUAAAUCUGUUUGUGAAUGCGGGUGUGGACACGGAUGUGGAUGGAAUAUCUGACAAUUAUGUUGAUCCUGGUUGUUCGAGUUCUGGCUUCGGACUCGAUGGCUCGGAGCCGAAGUGGAACAAGCAGAAGUUCUGGAAUUAUAUUGAUGCCAUGCUGGAGCAGAUUCGCGAGAGUGCACGAGAUGUAUCAGACGGUAGUUCUGCUGCGUACGAGGAUGCAUACCGAAAGGCAAUGGUCGAGAUUCUCCAGCUCGAUCUGCAAGAAUUCCCUGGUCGCCGAAAAUUUAUAACUCUCUCGAAAGCUGCGCAGCCUAUGUGGCAGGAGACAAUUCAGAAGAAGUUGUUGUGGUAA
Messenger RNA from Suillus paluster, 1572 nucleotides. RefSeq lists its product as uncharacterized. The record is from RefSeq and is a predicted model, not a curated record. Lineage: Eukaryota; Fungi; Basidiomycota; Agaricomycetes; Boletales; Suillaceae. The transcript has 7 exons. Bases 1 to 1572 code for a protein of 523 amino acids.